Molecule: messenger RNA, 528 nt
Organism: Toxoplasma gondii ME49
Lineage: Eukaryota; Apicomplexa; Conoidasida; Eucoccidiorida; Sarcocystidae
Exons: 2
Coding region: 1-528 (175 amino acids)
Source: RefSeq, a predicted model, not a curated record
AUGAAGGCAAACUGUCCAUGCGCGCAGGUUUCUUUAUGUGGAAUGAAUAUUUAUAAUCAUUUAUUCCCACUCAAGUAUAUGAUUCCAUGGACAAACGUGAUUCACGUAUGCACUUGGCGUCCCCGAGCUAAUCUACACUUUUUGUUUGCGUCACUGUUACAAGGAAAGAUGGACAAAAAAGCAUGCGAAUCGGUUACUUGCGGGCGGUUGUCGCUUGGCAUCGAUGUCAAAUACCCUUUGAGUCGAGGAAGUACGCGUCUUCGCUUCCUGACACUGAAAGCACAAGUCGAAAACGGAACAAGUCGGCUUGUUGCGCGUUUUGUCUCCAUAUGCCCUCCACACAUCUGCAUGAGGAACGCUGGCACGUUUUUACGUCAAUGGGGCAGCCAGGCGGACCUACGCAGAUAUGCUUGCAAACAAAAUGUGGGUCAAUGCCGUCUUUGCGGCCCUGGUGACAGAUCGCAGGUGAGGGACGCACGCGACACCAGAAGGAUCCUCGGUCGAGACCGAGAGAUACACUAUUUUUAG